This is a messenger RNA of Pseudoliparis swirei, 2362 nucleotides long. Its product is annotated as specifically androgen-regulated gene protein. NCBI's taxonomy places the organism in Eukaryota, Metazoa, Chordata, Actinopteri, Perciformes, Liparidae. The coding region runs from base 406 to 2031 and encodes 541 amino acids. The record is from RefSeq and is a predicted model, not a curated record. The transcript is spliced from 4 exons.
UUUAUUUUUCAGAGUUGUCUAUAAAGACGUGAAAGCAAGCAAAGUGACAUUCCUGACUCAGCUGUGGGUGCAGUGAGCUGGCGUUGGCGGGCCCCGGUUUGGACAGUUUAUUUCUCCCUGUGCCAAACUAAAUGGGAGGGACAGUAAUUAGCAGCUAUUAAAAGCGUUCACGCGGAGGCCAGCCGGUGUUUUGUCAACAGGUUCUUGCAGCCAGAAAACAUGAGGGAAUGUGGGUGUUGGUGAUCAGGGUUUGUCCUUGCUGUUUGUCAUGUCAACAAGACAAUAACGUCAUUGUUUUGGGUCAUCUAUGAUGCCACGAUUCUUCCCCAGACUCGAUUCCUAACGAACUCUUAACGCAGUCGGCUGAGGACCGCGAGGCCCGGGUCCCGCCCUCUUCCCUGUGCGAUGCCGAAGAGCGACACGUGGCCAGGCGGCGUUGCCAUGCAAUCCGCGAGCAAUCUGGACAGCGCCGGGAGCUGCGACAGUGUGAUCAGCGCCAACUCCGGCUACAGUCAAGACAGCAUGGAGCACUUAUCUCCAGAAGAAAGGGCGUGCCUCAUGUAUUUGGAGGAGAUGAUCGAUGGGCUGGAGGUGCAGGAGGACAGCGGAUUGUCCAACGAUGAGUCAGAUCCUCCGUUCCAGGCGGGCAGGGGAGCAAAUGACGUUUCCAGUUUAAGGUCUGAUGCGUCCGGAGAAGAUGAGACAUCCCAGUUUGGAUCCAGAGCGUUCUUCCCCGAAGACCGAGCGGAGCAUCGCGCUCCGAAUCCGACCUCGGCAUCACCGAUGAGCGCGAUGACUCAACCCAAACCGCCCGCUCCGGAUUUUAAAAAACACCCGUUAGCUUCUCAGUUGUGUGUAUCCCAAAACGGAGACGGCCACCUUCAGAUCGUCCCGAUCGUCGGUCUUUGUCCCGGCCCGUCCGACGAGGCCUCUGCGAUCGACGUGAUCCAGCCUCCCUCGGACUUCAUGGAUGAGCCGGACCUUCCGCUGCCUCCGACAAUAUCCGAUGAGCCCGCAGCAGCAGCAGCUGUGGACUUGGAGCAGCUACGCCAGAGAGCCCUUGUGAAGAGAAACACCGUGAGCUCAUCUCUGACCCCGAAUCAUCCGAACCCGCCUCGAAAACGGAGUCUUCCGGUCCUCGGCUCGGAUCUCCCGAUGAGCGCUCCUCCCGAAGCGCUCCGUAGUCCGCCCGCCGUGUACCCUAAGCCCAAGAAGCUUCCCGCCAACAUCAUUCUGAAGUCGCACAAGGGGACGGUGACCAUCUCCGAAGACAACUCUGGACAUUCGGUGCCCACUCUCAGUGAGCGGCUCUCGCUGGACCCCCAGAGGGUCCACGUCGAGGCCCUCAGAAAGCUCGGCCUGCUGAAUGCAGACGCAGAUUCAGGACCCGCCCUGAGCCCCAUCCUUUCUCUCAAACCCAGGAAGUCAUGGACCGGUCCUCUUUCUCCAAUCGGCCCGAGGUCGCCGCACACGCUGACCUUCACGCCGCCGCACCCCUCCGCCUACAGACCCCCUCCUGCCUCCCCCACGGCGUCACCGUCCGCUACCUCCUCGGCUCGGGCGGUCCUGCCGGCACCUCCUGAUUUCGGUGACUCGGAUAAUAAACCGCCCGCCGAUGCAGACGCCUCAGAGCGCCCUCGCACCCCUACCACCCUGGUCCAUCAUCUAAUGUCACCAAAGGUCGCCGGUGUCAAAUCGGCCACCCUGGAGCGCUCCGGUCUGGGUCUAAGCGACUACAUGGCGAGCCAAGACUCCACCGACGCCGCCGCUUCCAUCCUGCUGCAUCGGAAUAGGGCGCGCCCGGCUUCUCUGGGGAACCAGAAUGAGUUUGCGAGCGCGGUGCGAGAGGGUCCGCCGGGGGACCGAGUCGCCAGCAGACUGCCCGAGAUCCGGAGGUCCCUGCCGGCCCAAUCCGGAGGCUCUCCGAAGCUGCCCCGAUCGCAAGGGAUCAGCGUCCUGAUCUGCCCGCGUGCAGAAAACGGAGGAGAGCGCCGCGAGGCCCUGAAGAAGCUGGGGCUGCUCAGGGACUGAGGCGGCCCACGGACGCCCUGUUUGGAAGUCUAUAUCUUUAAAGGAACAACAACGGAGAUUAACACAGGAUUGAUGAAGGCAACGCAACGCUUUAGGGAAGCAGCGUAACCACAUAAUUUCCGCAUUUUUCGUUCUUUUGUCCGCGUUGAGCGUGAAACCGCCUCGUGCGCCUUGACUGUCGAACCCACACUUGUUCCUCAUAUCCUGCAGCCAAGCGUCGUUUUGUUUUCCUCCUCGUGAAACUGUCAAUCAAGAACUUCUUGGAUAUUCACUGACGCUCUCUGUCUGUGCGGAUGUGGUUUUUAAAUUAAAAAUGCUGUCACUUUUAAAA